UUAUGCUCUGGCUUUCGUGUUUAACAAUGUGACCGCUUGUCCCUUCAUCCACAGAGUCGCCGAUUAAACGACAAAGAUGACGAGACAACUCCCUGUUUUUUUAAGAAGAAGAAGAAGAAGAAGCAGCAAGAAUUAUAUAAUAAGAUGCCAGCCUAGGUAGGACCGUGAUGGAGAUGUGCAGGUAUGUCAAUGGAGCACCCAGAUUCUGAGCCAGUUUUCCAAGCUUUCUGCCCACCUGAUUCCAGCUCCACUCUGUCGUGUGCUCCCAUCUCUUUAUUUCUUGCGGUCGAGGCAGAUCGAGUUAAGAGGGCUCGAGGAAUUCUCGUCGCCCAUGGGUGCCUGUGUUUCAAUAGAUGACGAUGCUAAUGGGAGAGUGGCGGAGAGACGCCUGAUUCAGUCUCCUUCUCAGCUGGAUGGGGCUUUUGUUGCCCAAAGCAAAUUGGCUUCUCAGCAUUCCAUCACAUCGUCAUGGACGACUACAGGUAGUAAAGACGAGAUGUUUUUCGACGCACAAGCGUGGCAGGAAAGCAGCUCCGAGGAUGACUUCUUCAGCGUCAACGGAGAUUUCGUUCCAUCUGGUGCGAGCAGUCCGAUUCAUCGGAGAAGCUUCUCUGGUUUCCCACCUGCGACCAGAACACUGUCUGUGAGCAGAAGCAGCUUUUUCAAGCAUGAAUCUCCGUCGUUUACGGAGAAGAAAGAGCCCCACGAUCACGGCAAUGUCCUCCCCAACCCCAAGCACAAGAAGGAGAUACAGCUGGUUCAGUUCUUUCAAGACAGAUUUUGGACCAGUCAGGCUGGACUACUUGAUCAUGACAGCCACCCUCACAAUCAACGCAUAACCCACGGCAAGUCAAUGCCAAAGCCAAAAGGUACUUAAAUGCAAACUCCAAGGGCUGACAGAUACCAAA
Messenger RNA from Syzygium oleosum, 908 nucleotides. RefSeq lists its product as uncharacterized. The record is from RefSeq and is a predicted model, not a curated record. NCBI's taxonomy places the organism in Eukaryota, Viridiplantae, Streptophyta, Magnoliopsida, Myrtales, Myrtaceae. The coding region runs from base 332 to 877 and encodes 181 amino acids. The transcript has 3 exons.